Plectropomus leopardus (leopard coralgrouper) is the source of this 1237-nucleotide messenger RNA. It is a transcript of the gene dffb, whose product is annotated as DNA fragmentation factor, beta polypeptide (caspase-activated DNase). Gene Ontology annotation, cellular component: cytoplasm; nucleus. Gene Ontology annotation, molecular function: DNA endonuclease activity. Gene Ontology annotation, biological process: apoptotic DNA fragmentation; apoptotic process. Lineage: Eukaryota; Metazoa; Chordata; Actinopteri; Perciformes; Serranidae. The record is from RefSeq and is a predicted model, not a curated record.
ACACAAAAAAGCAGUGCAAUGUUUGGGCACUUCAAGAAAAGUAAACCCGUAAAAAUAAGGAGUUGUAAUGAAAACAGAAAGUACGGAGUUGCAGCAAAAGAUGUGAAGGAGUUGCUCAAAAAAGGUUGCAAAUUAUUACAGUUGCCAUUGUCUGGUGCACAUGUUUGUUUGUAUGCGGAUGGGACAAAAGUGACGGAGGAAUUCUUCCCAACUCUGGCAGACAACACUGAGCUUGUUCUUCUCUCCAGAGGUCAGACGUGGAGUGGAGUUGUUUGCGACAUCAGUCAGUUACUGAACACAGACCGGCAUGCGGAUGACCUUAUUGAAGCGGCGAAAGGGCUCCUGUCUGAUGAACAGUCUCAUAAAAGGCGUAAAAUCCUGACUGACCUGCUGCGCAACCUGGAGGACAGAUCUGAGCUGGAGAGCAGAGAGGAGGAUGAAGGCUGGUUCAAAGGUGUUGAUGCUCGAUUCAAGACAAAGUCAGCAUACAUGAAGUUCAGCUGUGAAAGCAGGAUAAGAAGCUACAUGAAGGAGGUAAAUGGUGCUACCAAAACCAUACAGAAAGCCAAAGUCAAGGCAGAGUUUCUGACAGCAACCAAAUGCCUGGCAGAAAUGCUGAAGGCGGCGAAGUACAACGGCUGCUACUUUGACAGGACUGAGAAGGAGCCAGAUCGCCUCUGUACUCAGGAAGGAUGGUUCACCUGCCAGGGAUCAUUUGAGCAGGAAGUGUGCUCAUCUCGCCACUCCAUCAACCCCUACGGCAGCAGAGAGAGCAGGAUCGUCUUCAGCACGUGGAAUCUGGACCACAGGAUUGAAAAGAAGAGGACGAUCAUUCCCGCUCUGCUGGAAGCUCUGCAGAAUCACAAGAGCACCGACGUCAACUUGAACUACUUCUACUGCCUGCUGUUCACCAGGGAAAACCUGAAACUGGUUCACAUCGUGUGCCACAACAAAGGAGCUCACAACCUGCUGUGUGACACCGAGAAGAUUUUAAGACAAGCGAGUAACACAGACGGCACAAAACAGAAGCUCAAAGGGAAGAAAAGGCGCUUGGUGUGAAUAUUUUUACUUAACUUUUAUGCAAAAUGACUGCAUUGAUUUGAAAUGUGAUGACAUAAUGAAUUACACUGAUGAGAUUUGUCUCAGGUCCACUGUAGCGAGAUCAGAUGGACAACAACAUGACCUCCCCUCUAUACCUCACUUCAUUUUUUUAAAAAAACAUAUUCUGCUUUCUGAA